Molecule: messenger RNA, 951 nt
Organism: Penicillium riverlandense
Lineage: Eukaryota; Fungi; Ascomycota; Eurotiomycetes; Eurotiales; Aspergillaceae
Product: fungal specific transcription factor domain-containing protein
Exons: 3
Coding region: 1-951 (316 amino acids)
Biological process (GO): regulation of DNA-templated transcription
Cellular component (GO): nucleus
Molecular function (GO): DNA-binding transcription factor activity, RNA polymerase II-specific; transcription cis-regulatory region binding
Source: RefSeq, a predicted model, not a curated record
AUGAAUUUCCUGAAAGAACUUGGGGCUAACAAUAACCCGACUUCUCGGACUUUAGAAGAGAGACGUGUCUAUCUAGGCUGCUACUAUCUGACAUCACUGUUUUCGAGCUGUGUCCGCAGUAUAGAACCAGUCCGUUGGACCAAUUACACCGACGAGUGUUGCCGUGCUAUUGAAGAAGCCGUGGAGUAUAGUAGUGACAAUUUUCUUGUCCAUUUGGUCCGAUUGUUCCGUUUCGCGGAUAAAAUUGAUGGCACAAUUUUGUCCAAUGAUCUUCACGGCGGAAGCCUGUCGUCACCGUUAAAAUUGAGUGUUCGAUGGUUCCAGGCAGAGCUUCAAUGUCUGAAAGCUUCCUUUCCACCAGAAACUCCGCAGUCUGCCAUUCUUCUACUCCACUAUCAUACUGUGGAGGUUCUUCUUUACAAAAUUUCAAUCAUCGCCGAACCAUCCCACCCCUAUGGAGAUCAGUUUUUGACUCAGUUGGAUCUUCUUCUCUCCUGCUUAAAGGCAACAAAGUCCUUUUUUAACAGUCUCUACUCCCUUCCAGCAGGCCUUUUCCCAAUAAUUCCCUACACCGUCUGGGCCCAAUUUGGCCACGCCAUCGUUGUUCUGUCUCGUCUUUCGCUUUACCGGAAUGAUCAUGGCGGCUGGGAUCAAGAGUAUGUCCGGAAUACCAUCGACUACUAUGAGACCUGCGACGAGCUCGUAAGAAAACUCCAAGAAGCUCAACCACUAUAUGAAAAUAAACAAGGGCAAAACCAACAAGGAAUGCUUGAAGUCUUCAGCAAGGUCUAUAGCCGUGUCAACUUGAUGAAAGACGUUCAUCGUCGAAGACAAGAAGCCGUGCAGCCGUCCGCAUUACCUCCGGAUCACGCGCUAGAUCCUCAGUUCAUGCUUCCCAUGUCUUUCGACGAAAUAUUUUCCUUUAGUCAGAUUGGGGAUUUCUUUAACUAG